ACGUCAGGGCGCGGCCUGGGGGAGGCUGUCGCGGCGAGAGCUGGCAUGUCGGCUCUGACGCGGUGCGCGCCCUUCGUUCGCGUUGGAGGCCGCCUCUUCAGAGGCCUCCGCGCGCGGGAGCCUGGAGGCGGCGGAGUUCGUCAUGCUGGCGGCGGUGUGCACAUCGAGCCCAGGUACAGACAGUUUCCCCAGCUGACCAGGUUCCAGGUGAUCCAGGCCGAAUUCUUCAGUGCAACCAUGUGGUUCUGGAUUCUCUGGCGCUUUUGGCAUGACUCAGAUGCUGUGCUGGGUCAUUUUGCGUAUCCAGAUCCUUCUCAAUGGACAGAUGAAGAAUUAGGAAUCCUUCCUGAUGAAGAAGACUAAAGGCGUCCAUUCAGCUCUUUACAAGUGGGAGCCAGGUGAGAAACUGAAGAAAUACGGACUUCAUAUUGUACAUUAAAGAUGCAAAUUAAAGUGGUUUGGUCAAGAAUGAGGAACUGAGUUUUGGGUGUUUCUGAUAGUG
Talpa occidentalis (Iberian mole) is the source of this 502-nucleotide messenger RNA. RefSeq names its product NADH:ubiquinone oxidoreductase subunit B2 (gene NDUFB2). The transcript has 4 exons. NCBI's taxonomy places the organism in Eukaryota, Metazoa, Chordata, Mammalia, Eulipotyphla, Talpidae. Bases 46 to 363 code for a protein of 105 amino acids. Gene Ontology annotation, cellular component: mitochondrial inner membrane. The record is from RefSeq and is a predicted model, not a curated record.